CGCCGAGUAAGCAUCGUUGACGUCUCCCCCCACUCCACUGCCGUCAUGUCUAAGUCAGAGUCACCCAAAGAGCCCGAACAGCUGCGGAAGCUCUUCAUCGGAGGUUUGAGCUUUGAAACAACCGAUGAGAGUCUGAGGAGCCAUUCUGAGCAAUGGGGAACGCUCACAGAUUGUGUGGUAAUGAGGGAUCCAAACACCAAACGCUCCAGAGGCUUCAGGUUUGUCACAUAUGCCAUUGCAGAGGAGGUGGAUAUGGCCAUGAAUGCAAGGCCACACAAGGUGGAUGGAAGAGUUGUGGAACCAAAGAGGGCCGUCUCAAGAGAAGAUUCUCAAAGACCUGGUGCCCACUUAACUGUGAAAAAGAUUUUUGUUGGUGGCAUUAAAGAAGACACUGAAGAACAUCACCUAAGAGAUUAUUUUGAACAGUAUGGGAAAAUUGAAGUGAUUGAAAUCAUGACUGAUCGAGGCAGUGGCAAAAAGAGAGGCUUUGCUUUCGUAAGCUUGGAUGACCAUGACUCUGUAGACAAGAUUGUCAUUCAGAAAUACCACACUGUGAAUGGCCACAACUGUGAAGUAAGGAAAGCCCUACCAAAGCAAGAGAUGGCUAGUGCCUCAUCCAGCCAAAGAGGUCGAAGUGGUUCUGGAAACUUUGGUGGUGGUCGGGGAGGUGGUUUUGGUGGGAAUGACAACUUUGGUCGUGGAGGAAACUUCAGUGGUCGAGGAAGCAAUUUUGGAGGUGGUGGAAGCUACAAUGAUUUUGGCAGUUACAACAAUCAAUCUUCAAAUUUUGGACCUAUGAGAGGAGGAAACUUUGGAGGCAGAAGUUCUGGCCCCUAUGGUGGUGGAGGCCAAUACUUUGCCAAACCCCGAAACCAAGGUGGCUAUGGUGGUUCCAGCGGCAGCAGUAGUUAUGGCAGUGGCAGAAGGUUCUGA
Eubalaena glacialis (North Atlantic right whale) is the source of this 933-nucleotide messenger RNA. Its product is annotated as heterogeneous nuclear ribonucleoprotein A1-like. The coding region runs from base 46 to 933 and encodes 295 amino acids. The transcript has a single exon. NCBI's taxonomy places the organism in Eukaryota, Metazoa, Chordata, Mammalia, Artiodactyla, Balaenidae. Gene Ontology annotation, molecular function: RNA binding. The record is from RefSeq and is a predicted model, not a curated record.